UGAUAUUUUGAAAUUUGUCUGUUUUCAAGAAUAUUCUGAUUCACCUUCACUACUGAGUAGUCUUCUAGAAUAUUCUUGAACUGCUAGAACUGUCCAGAAUUUUCUAGAACUUUCUAGAAUGUUCUUGGACUGUCCAAUAGUAGUCAUACAAGUAUAAAAGCACAGGUGACUUGAACCAACAUUUCAGUUUGUUAUUGCUGAGUAAGAGGAUAACAAAUCAUAGUUAAACAGCAAUUAUUUGUCUUAGAUGGCAUCAAGAGGUUGUUUGCACCCAGCAGAUGCAUUUUGCUAUGUGUGUGGACAAUUUAUAAAGACAAGAGCGAGAAAGUAUUCUGUGAAAGCAUGUCGUAAGAUGUGCGAGGCCUACAAGGCAUACUUCGGCAUGCCUGUUGGGGAUCAAGACAAGUCCUGGGCACCUCAUUUCACAUGUGAAUAUUGCAAGAAAACUCUGGAAGGUUGGUACAGGGGAGAAAAGAGAGCCAUGAAGUUUGCCAUCCCACGAAUUUGGCGGCAACCGACUGACCACUCAAGCAACUGCUACUUCUGCAUAGUGGAUCCUACCAAACGUCGCACUGGCAAGAAUGCACCAAAAAUCAUUUAUCCAGACCUUCCUUCUUCCAUUGCCCCAGUACCACACUGCCCUGAGCUGCCUGUUCCUUCUGCCCCGAAGAGGGAUCAGCCACCUUCAGAAGACAGCAGCAAGUCAGACAGCGAGGAAGAUAUCAGAGAUCCAGAUUAUGGUUUCACAGAUGCGGUUGAGGAGAGAAGGCCAUACUUCCCUAACCAGAAAGACGUCAACGAUCUGAUCAGAGACCUUGGUCUUACCAAGUCCAAUGCUGAGCUUCUAAUAUCCAGGCUCAAGCAGUGGAACUUGUUGGAUGAAAGCGUGCAAGUCACACAUCAGAGAAAGCGUCACCAAACAACCAACUCGAAUGUGACAAGUUCACCAAGCUGCUGAACAGGAUGGAGAAAAAGGCUUGGAACAGUUUUGUUGCAAUUGUUCAGGGCUUCCUGGGUAAUCACAAGGCUGAAAACUAUGCAGUUGGUUCAGUCUCUCAAAGAAUUAUGGGAUGCAGAAUGUCCCUCAAAGUCCAUAUCCUUGACGCUGAUCUUGACAAAUUCAAGGAGAACAGGGGAGCUUACUCAGAGGAGCAAGGCAAGUGCUUUCAUCAAGA
This is a messenger RNA of Thalassophryne amazonica, 1175 nucleotides long. RefSeq lists its product as uncharacterized. The transcript is spliced from 2 exons. NCBI's taxonomy places the organism in Eukaryota, Metazoa, Chordata, Actinopteri, Batrachoidiformes, Batrachoididae. The coding region runs from base 248 to 958 and encodes 236 amino acids. The record is from RefSeq and is a predicted model, not a curated record.